AUGAGACCUGUCAAAUCAACUGGCUCUGGGCUCCGAAGCCUCCUCAGUUUAUUGGUGUUAUUAGUGGAGGGAUGGCAUGAUCUGGAUAACAAAGACUAUGACUGCUGGCCCUUAGAAAAACCAGAUGAGUAUAACAUGCUGGAUUGCGGAGGCCUUGAGAUGGCAUGGGUCCAACGACCUCCAGAAAAGGCCUUAAGUGGGGAGUUCUUCAAUGUAACCUACACAGUGUUUGCUUCAGAUCACUUCUACCAAUAUGCUGUCCAAAACGGCAUCCUCUCUCACAGCAAUGCUACUGCUGCAAAGAAGUUUUGCGAAGAACAGGAGUGCCCUUCCAACUGGAAAGAUGCAAAUGGAGAGAACUGCUGUGUUCAUCAUGCCAACAUUCACUCCUGCCCCUUGGCCUUUAUGGGGAAAGGUGGAAUAUGUGGGCCAUGGAUUCCAGAUGAUGGACAGAUAUUUACUCAUACCCUAUCUACAGCUGGCAAAAUGAGUCAGAAAAACUGGACUGCCAAGGUAGUUUUGGUUCAUGUGGGUGUGACCUCUCUCAUCGCACACAUCAGAGUUGGCAGAAUGCAGGUAGCUCUGGAAGCCAAAACCACUGUCCUACCUGCAGUAGUGUGUGGAGAUGGUUUUUGUGAAGACGAUGAAGGCUGUUCGACAUGUCCAGCUGACUGUGGAGAAUGCCCACUGACAACUGGUGCCAGAAUAGCAAUCGCCUUACCAAUAUGUUUCGUCUGUUCUGGCUUCAUACUGACAAUAAUGUGGUUUCAAUAUCAGAAGCAAAAGAUGUUUUGGGAUGAAAGCUGGAUUAUAGACUUCCGCCACAUCAGACAAGAUCGCAUGGUAUGGACUGCAAUGGGUAGCAUCCUUAGUGUGCCCCAUGCACCCAGUGAAUCCAAUGCCAGCUGUAUCACUGCACUGAGCUCCUGCACAGCAGCUGUCAGCACCUCCAGAAAGCAGUACUUCACACAGACCGGAAUAUAUGAUGGAAGGACAGUCGCCAUCAAGAAAAUAAUGAAAAAGACUUUCACUCUGUCCAAAUCCAUACGGAAGGAAGUAAAGCAAGUGAGAGAACUUGAUCAUCCCAACCUCUGCAAAUUUGUCGGAGGUUGUGUAGAGGUGCCAAACAUUGCAAUUAUGACAGAAUACUGUCCAAAAGGGAGCCUGAAUGAUGUUCUGCUCAAUGAAGACAUCCCUCUAAACUGGGGCUUCAGGUUUUCCUUUGCUGCAGACAUUGCCCACGGAAUGGCAUAUCUUCACCAACAUAAAAUGUAUCAUGGACGGCUGAAGUCCAGUAAUUGUGUGAUUGAUGACCGAUGGGUUUGUAAAAUCGCAGACUAUGGAUUGCAGUCUUACAGGAAAGAAGAUUCCUCUGGGGGUUCUAGUUCAUAUCAGCAGCAUUUGAUACAGAUUUAUUUGCCACCUGAGAUGCAUUCACUGUUGAACUUUGAACCUACUCCUAUGGCAGAUGUGUACAGUUAUGCCAUCAUUUUAUUAGAGAUUGCAACAAGAAGUGACCCUGUGCCGAAGGAUGAAUCUCUUUCAGCAGAGUAUUCUUGGUGCCCGCCUCUGACAGAAUUAAUUUCGGGGAAGUCUGACAAUUCCUGCCCAUGCCCUACAGACUAUGUGGAGCUAAUCAGAAGGUGCAGGAAAAACAACCCAGUCCAAAGACCAACAUUUGAGCAGGUCAAGAAGAUGUUGUACAAGAUGAAUCCUAACAAAGUUAGCCCUGUUGACAUGAUGAUGACCCUGAUGGAGAAAUACAGCAAACACCUGGAAGUCUUAGUUGCAGAAAGAACCCAGGACUUAAUGCAUGAAAAACAGAAAACUGAUCGUUUGUUGCAUAGUAUGUUACCAAAGCAAGUAGCAGAUAAUUUAAGGCAAGGAAAACCUGCACAAGCCCAAAGCUACAUAAGUGCCACCAUCUUUUUCAGUGACAUCGUUGGCUUUACUCAGCUGUCCAGCACCAGCACACCUUACCAAGUGGUGGACUUCUUAAACAAGCUCUACACCACCUUUGAUGAAAUUAUAGACAAUUAUGAUGUCUACAAAGUGGAAACUAUAGGAGAUGCAUACAUGGUCGUGUCAGGGGUACCCAAGGAGAAUGGAAUUCUGCAUGCUGGAGAAAUAGCCAGUAUGGCCCUGGACCUUGUGGCAGUGUGUAAGACAUUCAGGAUUCCACACAAGCGCAACACCCAGCUGCAGAUACGAGCAGGAAUCCACUCAGGGCCUGUUGUGGCUGGAGUUGUUGGAACCAAAAUGCCACGGUACUGCUUAUUUGGAGAUACUGUGAACACCGCAUCCAGGAUGGAGUCCACCAGUGAAGCUCUUAAAAUCCAGUGCAGUUUGAGUACAUACCAACUGUUGAAGCAGAUUGGAGAGUAUGUGUUAGUGUGUCGAGGGAAUUUACAAGUCAAGGGAAAAGGAGACAUGGUAACUUACUGGCUGGAAGGAAAGCAGGCUGCUGCCAGACAGAAGCAAGUUCCCAAAUUGACUGCACCGACUCAAAAGCUGGAUGCCACCACUUUUAGUUUGAUUCCUGGAGUUUUGCCCAGUGACCCGCUCUCAAGUGCAACUUAAAGGACUUGAGUGGUUUGGCUGUUCCUGUUUCUUGUCUUUUUCAGCCUAAUAUAUCUGACAAACCUCUCUUGUGUUCCUGAAGGGCCUUGGGUAUUUGAAAGUCUCCCUUUCUGUGCCACACACAGAGUCAAAGCUAAAGAAUAGGUGCUGCCUCCCCAUACCACCAGUCCUCCUGGAUUUGUGUCACAAACAAAAAUAUAGUAAAAGAAAUGUUUGGCAAUGACAGGUGUGUGGAUAUAAGAAGUGAAAUGGAUUAUUUUGUGUCAGA
Alligator sinensis (Chinese alligator) is the source of this 2848-nucleotide messenger RNA. RefSeq names its product atrial natriuretic peptide receptor 2-like. The record is from RefSeq and is a predicted model, not a curated record. Bases 1 to 2580 code for a protein of 859 amino acids. Gene Ontology annotation, molecular function: guanylate cyclase activity; ATP binding; peptide receptor activity. Lineage: Eukaryota; Metazoa; Chordata; Crocodylia; Alligatoridae. The transcript has 23 exons. Gene Ontology annotation, biological process: intracellular signal transduction; protein phosphorylation; receptor guanylyl cyclase signaling pathway.